This is a messenger RNA of Venturia canescens, 1545 nucleotides long. RefSeq names its product THUMP domain-containing protein 3-like. Gene Ontology annotation, molecular function: tRNA (guanine) methyltransferase activity; RNA binding. NCBI's taxonomy places the organism in Eukaryota, Metazoa, Arthropoda, Insecta, Hymenoptera, Ichneumonidae. The coding region runs from base 137 to 1501 and encodes 454 amino acids. The record is from RefSeq and is a predicted model, not a curated record. Gene Ontology annotation, biological process: tRNA methylation. The transcript has 7 exons.
UGAGAAAUAUAGAUUCGUGACGUUUCGCCACCGGCCCUCGCAUUCGUAAUCCACUCGGUAAACUUCUGUCGAUCAGCUGGUCAAAAGCAUCUUUUUUUGUUGUGUGACCAUUGUUUGAUAGGUUCAUAUAAUUAAAAUGAUCCAGAAUCAGCGGUCUGAGCUUCGAGAGCUCUUCAAUUCGACGAAAAAUGAUAAUAACAACGUUAUCACUAUUGGAACAACAGUUGACACCGGAUUAGAAUGGCAGGCCGUCGAUGAAUGUAGACGAAAGUUUCAUACUGGAAUUUACGUUGUCAAGGAACGCGGCAAAAUUUACUUCAACGUGAUGAUUGACGAAUUUCACAAAGUUCAAGAAAUGCGAUCGAUAGACAAUAUUUUCAUCGUUGCUGACAUACGUGAAUUUAUAUUUACUAAAAAUGACAAGGAAGCUGACCUUGCAAUCAUAAAAUCUACAGUUUCAAACUACAUGCAUUUGAAUAAAUAUUUGGACGCUUGGAAAAAAACAUGCCGAUUCACUGGCAAAAUCUAUCCAACAAUAGAGGAAUGGAAAGAGGCGGUGAAUCAUUGUCAAGUAGCAAAGGAGAUAAUCGGACAAAAUUCAGUCUUGAGUAAGGGACGCAAAAGGGGUUGCGAUCCGUCGCUAGCUAAGGACAAAACUGUUCUCUCAUUCAGGGUUACGUGCGAGAGGGCUGGCACACAUACUUUUGAAUCCAGUGAAGUAGCGAAUGCUGUGGGUGGCGAACUUCAAGACAAAUAUCAUUGGAUCGUCGAUCUGACAAUGUAUCAUUUGGAAGUUGUUUGUAAAGUUAUGCAAGACGAGAUGACACUCAGUUUACGAGUUACUCACGAAUCCAAGCAUCGUCGAAAUAUUACACAUUUCGGACCAACAACUCUCCGAGCCACGGUUUGUUACAACCUCCUUCAACUUGCUCAACCAAAAUGUGGAGAAAUUAUAAUCGAUCCAAUGUGCGGUGGUGGCUCGAUUCCUAUUGAGGCAGCCUUGGCUUUUCCUGAUACGUACGUGAUGUGCGGAGACAAUCAUGACAAGGCUGUUGACAGAACGCGUAUGAAUAUCGCGGCUUUGUCCGAGAGACACAAAAUCGAUUUGUUGAAAUGGAGCAUCGCGAAAUUGCCAUUCAAAGAUUCGUAUAUAGAUGUCUUCGUCACGGACAUGCCGUUUGGCAAAAGAAGUGGAACAAUGUCGGACAACAGAGUUGUCUACAAAUUGUAUUUGAUGGAAUUGGCGCGCGUGGUGCGACUCAAAUACGGGCGAUUGGUAUUACUGACUUAUGAUCGGCGAAGUAUAAACGUGGCUCUACAAGUAUCGAAAGACUUGUUCCGUGUGACGAAAAUGUUGGGAGUAAAUAUGGGGGGUCUGAAUGCUGUGGUUUACGUUCUUAAACGUACUAACCUUACGUAUGAACAAUUUUCAACGAGAAAACCGGUCAAAUCUUCCGUUAUUUCAAACACAAGAGAGCCAAAAAGUGGUCCAGAACACUGAAUAUAUCUCAUAUCUUAAUAAAACGUAUAUUUAAGAAUGAAAAA